AUGCAGGAUUUUGAUCCAAUUAGGCAUGUAUUAGAGCAUAUUCCACAUGAUGAAAGUGAGCUGACAUAUUUUGAGAAGCAGGCUGCUCUAAGGUUGGCACAACUGGAUGGAGUAGCAGAACGUUUAUCCCACCAUGUUAUCGAGCAUCAUGAAGCGAUGGUGAAGGGGAUGAAUUUAGUAAGGGAACUGGAGAAGGAUUUGAAGGUCGCAAAUGUCAUAUGCAUGAAUGGAAGAAGGCACUUAAGUUCGUCAAUGAAUGAGGUUUCAAGGGAUCUAAUUGUAAAUUCUAAUUCCAAAAAGAAACAAGCUCUUCUGGACAUGCUUCCAGUGCUAACUGAUCUUCUUCAUGCUCGGAACAUGCAAUUAGCCCUUGAAUCACUUGUUGAGGAAGGGAAUUAUUGCAAGGCAUUUCAAGUACUGUCUGAGUAUUUGCAAUUGCUAGAUAGUUUUUCGGAGCUCUCGGCAAUACAAGAGAUGAGCCGUGGUGUUGAGGUUUGGCUGGGAAGAACUCUUCAUAGGCUGGACUCGCUUUUGUUGGGAGUGUGCCAAGAGUUUAAAGAGGAGAGUUAUUUAAUGGUGCUGGACGCAUAUGCAUUAAUUGGAGACGUUGCUGGUCUUGCUGAAAAGAUACAGAGCUUUUUUAUGCAAGAAGUUAUCUCAGAAACCCAUUCUGUUUUGAAGGGCAUUUUACAAGAGGACAGGGACGCGCAAAUGCAAAAUAGUAGACUUACCUACAGUGAUCUAUGCCUUCAGAUAUCAGAAUCUAAGUUUAGGCAGUGUCUACUAAGAACACUAGCUGUCUUGUUUCAGUUGAUUUGUUCAUAUCAUGAAAUCAUGACAUUCCAGCUACAGAACGAGGUUUCCGAGUACCAGGAAUCUAAUAUGAAGCACAGAGAAGGCAAUAUCCCCAUAAAUUCAGGAGAGGUUCAGAAAAUUGAUUCAGUUGCAACAAGUUCUUCCCGCAACCAGGAAGUUUGCUGCUCGCUAUCAGAAAGUAGAAAUGAAAUGCCACCUUCAUCUGCAGAGGAAUCCACUGGUUCCAUGAGCAUAGAAUGUCAAGAUGCAGUCGAUGAGGUCAGGAAUGUUCGCAUGGCAGUCUCAAAUGAUGGGUCACCAUGGUAUCAGCUUCGGAAAGAAGCUGCAGCAUUCGUGUCACACACCCUUCAAAGGGGAAGGAAAAAUCUUUGGCAACUUACAACUAGCCGUUUGUCAGUUUUGCUUUCUUCUGCUGCUGCCUCAUCAACAAGCAUACAUCAAUUCUUGAAAAAUUAUGAAGACUUGAAUGUCUUCAUCCUAGCUGGGGAAGCUUUUUGUGGAGUUGAGGCUACUGAGUUUAGGCAGAAGUUGAAGGGUGUUUGUGAAAAUUAUUUUGUAGCAUUUCACCGACAAAACAUAUAUGCUCUUAAAAUGGUUUUGGAGAAGGAGACUUGGCUCAGAUUGCCACCAAAUACUGUACAAGUAAUUAACUUUGCUGGGCUUGUUGGUGAUGGAGCACCCUUAAUUGCUCUGUCUGAUGGUAGUGCCACUAGUUCUCGAAAUAAAAUGCUUUGCCCAAAUAAGAUAGCGGACUCAAUAGAUUCGGGUGUCAAGAAGAGUGGAUUUUCCCAUUGGGUAAAAAGUGGAAAUCCAUUUUCAACAAAAUUAAUACUUGGUUCCAGAGAAGGCCAAAGUUACUCCAGACAUAAUGGAACAAACUCUGGUGAUUAUGAUGGGAGUGUUGAUGGUAAUGUUGAUGGAGAGAAGGCCUCUCCAUGUAGAAGUGAUAUCAAGCAUGUGAAUGGCUCUAAUUCUUUUUCAGAAGACGAAAAUGAGGAUCUUCUUGCAGAUUUUAUUGAUGAGGACAGUCAACUCCCAAGUCGAAUUUCAAAACCCAAUAAUUCAAAAAGGCAUUCUUCGCAUUGGAAUGGUGAUGAUACUACAGCACAAACAGGAUCAUCGCUAUGUCUUCUAAGGUCUAUGGAUAAGUAUGCAAGGCUCAUGCAGAAAUUAGAAAUUGUAAAUGUUGAGUUCUUUAAGGGUAUAUGCCAGUUGUUUGAGGUUUUUUUCUAUUAUGUAUUUGAAGUAUUUGGUCAACAAAAUAGUAGUUCAAGUGGAAAAGGGCAUGGUGAUUCUCUCAGUUAUAGGUUGAAGGCAGCAUUAUCUAGAAUAUCUCAAGAUUGUGAACAGUGGAUAAAACCUCAGUCAGCAUCAUUUUCUGCCACUUUGCCACCAUCUGUAAAUGCAUCAUUCACGCAUGGGGAUGUGACACCCACGAAUCCUCCAAGUACAAGUUUUGGUAUUCAAUCAAGCACAGCUUUUGGUCUGAAGGAAAGAUGUGCCGGUGCUGACACUGUAUCUCUUGUUGCUCGGAUAUUGUAUAGAUCUAAAGCUCAUCUCCAAUUGAUGCUUCUGCAAAUCAAUGGCGCUGUAGUGGAAGAUUUUUAUGCGCAACUAGUGGAUGCUGUGACAGAUCUUGUAGAACACAUUCAUCGGACAACUGCAAGGGUAUUGCUUCAUAUUAAUGGAUAUGUUGAUCGAAUUGUGAAUGCAAAAUGGGAACUCAAGGAGCUAGGGAUGGAGCAUAAUGGGUACGUUGAUCUCAUGCUGGGUGAAUUUAAACACUAUAAGACUAGGCUUGCUCAUGGGGGGCUUGACAAGGAGGUUCAAGACCUCCUGUUGGAAUAUGGAGUUGAAAUUAUUGCUGAAACUCUUACUGAAGGUUUAUCACGUGUGAAAAGAUGUACUGAUGAGGGACGGGCUCUCAUGUCAUUAGAUCUUCAGGUUUUGAUCAAUGGCCUGCAACAUUUUGUUUCCAUAAAUGUGAAGCCAAAGUUACAAUUAGUUGAAACUUUCAUCAAGGCUUACUAUCUUCCAGAGACUGAAUAUGUCCACUGGGCACGUGCUCAUCCUGAGUAUAGCAAAAAUCAAAUUGUGGGGCUAAUCAACCUGGUUGCUACAAUGAAAGGUUGGAAGAGAAAAAACCGAUUAGAAGUAUUAGAAAAGCUGGAAUCAGCUGGCGGUUAAAUUUGGGAAACCAUGUAAAGUUUUAAGGUUCGCACUGUACUAAUUCUUUUUGUUGUAUAUUUUUUAGUGUUUAAUCAAUGGUCCUUGAUAAUAGAGUACACUUUUUCUGAGUUUGUAAAUCUUCAAAUCUCAGUUGUAAACACUUGGUCUUCCCCACCGGGGAAGACAUCAAAUGUAAUUUUGGAUACAUGCGUGAAAUAAUCAUAAGAGUUAUUUUCAUAAGACUAA
This is a messenger RNA of Carica papaya (papaya), 3231 nucleotides long. The record is from RefSeq and is a predicted model, not a curated record. NCBI's taxonomy places the organism in Eukaryota, Viridiplantae, Streptophyta, Magnoliopsida, Brassicales, Caricaceae.